Messenger RNA from Argentina anserina (silverweed cinquefoil), 609 nucleotides. Its product is annotated as leucine-rich repeat protein 1-like. Bases 1 to 609 code for a protein of 202 amino acids. NCBI's taxonomy places the organism in Eukaryota, Viridiplantae, Streptophyta, Magnoliopsida, Rosales, Rosaceae. The record is from RefSeq and is a predicted model, not a curated record. The transcript has a single exon.
AUGACGAUAGACGCGAUUUGGUGGAUGUUGCUGCUAUCAACUCUAAUCACAUGCCUUAUUCCAGCAUAUACUUGGCCUCUCACUCCUGAGAUGCAAGCUUUGGAUGUAUUUAGGAUGGGCGUAAGAGAUCCUGAUGAAGUGCUUGAUUGGGAUCUCCGCCUCCCCAACCAAUGCACUUGGUAUGGUGUCACCUGCAACUCGGAAAAUCAGACCACUUCACUAGUCGUACAUAACAAGAACCUCUGGGGAGCUCUACCAUCGGAACUUGGACAACUUCCAGCUCUCGGACGUCUGGAACUUCCUUACAAUAGACUCUGGGGAACAAUUCCGUCUGAGCUUGGUAACUUGAAGAGACUCGUAUAUCUCAGCCUAAGUGGGAACCAAUUAUCAGGCAGCAUUCCUGCUUCGCUAGGGAAUUUGAAAUCACUUGAUACCUUGAAUCUUGAUAACAAUGAAUUCACUGGGAAAGUACCCUCCGCAAUUUCAAAAAUUCCAGCCCUCCGAGUUGCAGAUUUUUCAAACAACGGAAAAGGAGGUCAAUCAUUAUGUUGGGAUUUUUGGCCAACACCAGUAUUUAAGGGCCGUUACUCAUUGUGUCAAAAGAAGUAG